AUGCUGCUUGGAUCAACUAGUGAACGAGAAGUGUUACGAUUGAUUGAUUCGCUGAAAGAAAAAUUCGAGCUCACGUGUCUUGGUGAUGUUCGGCAUUUCCUAGGAAUUGACAUACGGCGGGAAGCAGGAAUUUAUAAAAUACUUUUGAAAAACUACAUCGAGAAGCUGAUUACUAACCAUGGAAUGGAACAGGCCAAGACAGCGAAAUCAUCAAUGCAACCUGGGUUUAUGAAAGAUGAUAACUCGAGUGCAGUGCUAGAAGAUGCGACCAAAUAUCGAAGUCUUGUAGAAGGUUUGUUAUAUCUUGCAGUGAAUACUAGGCCAGAUAUCGCGGAGUGUAUGGCAAUUCUCGGUCGCAAGUUCAGUAAUCCGAGGGAGGCUGACUGGACAGCAGCAAAGCGGGUGCUUAAAUACCUGAAGAAAAUGGUAGAUUGCAGCCUACGACUAGGAGGAUAUUCAGAGCAGUUGCUUGUCGCAUACUCGGUUUCCGAUUGGGCCGGAGAUGUUUGCAGCCGAAAAUUGACAUCGGGCUUCGUGUUUUUCUUCGGAGGUGUUUUAGUUUCGUGGGCUAGUCAUCGUCAAACGUCAAUCGUCAUCUAUGGAGGCGAAGUAUUUGGCGCUGAGUGA
This is a messenger RNA of Sabethes cyaneus, 627 nucleotides long. RefSeq lists its product as uncharacterized. Bases 1 to 627 code for a protein of 208 amino acids. The transcript has a single exon. NCBI's taxonomy places the organism in Eukaryota, Metazoa, Arthropoda, Insecta, Diptera, Culicidae. The record is from RefSeq and is a predicted model, not a curated record.